UUAAAUCAAAAUCAAACAUGGCGCGCGUACACACGGUUCCGCAAAUUUUUCAUUUUUUCAUUUAUUUCUCAUUUAUUUUAUGUUGUUUUACUGGUUUUGUGAGUGCCAAUCGCGAAUUGAAUGAAGACAACUGGAUAGAAAUCCUUGAGGGAGAAUGGAUGGUCGAAUUCUAUGCACCGUGGUGUCCAGCCUGCAACGCCUUAUCCCCGGCAUGGCGGGAGCUAUCAACGCGAGCCACGCGCAAGUCCCUCGGCGUGAGGACUGCGGCGGUAGACGUUACCAAGUCUCCUGGCCUUAGCGGGAGAUUUGUGGUCACUGCGCUGCCUACUAUCUUCCAUGUGAUCGACGGUGAAUUCCGCCAGUACAAAGGUCCCCGGGACGUGGAUUCCAUGCUGGGCUACGUGGAAGACCAGCGGUGGAAGCAAACAGAACCAGUCCCAUCAUGGAAGGCGCCCAACUCCAUACAGAUGACUCUGGUUGCUGAGUUCUUUAAACUCAGUCAAGCGCUCAGGAGUGUUCACAACAUGCUGAUGGAAACAUACGGGCUGCCUACAUGGGGCUCCUAUCUGAUCUUCGCAUUAGCCACCAUAUUCAUUGGAGCACUACUUGGACUGAUCCUAGUAUGCAUCAUAGACCUGCUGUACCCGCCGCGGCGCGGGGAGAAGGUGUUCGUGUCGCAGCAGGAGCUCGACAAGCGGGCCAGGGGCGACCAGGAUGCUAAGGACAAGUCGGAUGAUGAUCAGGAGCUGAUCAACGACGACAUCGUGGAUGAUGACGACAAUGAAAAGAACAGCGAUGCAGAGAAGAAUUCACCCAGCGAUUCAUCAGAGGAAGACAAAGAGAAGCCGGCGGCAGCGGGCGGCGACUCCGCCCCCGCGGGCGCCGAGCGAGGCGAGGUCCGCAAGCGCAGGCCCCGCAAGGCCGACUAGGCGACCGCCCGGGUCUAGCCCACACACUUGCUUACGCCGGGGACCUACAGUUUUAACCAAACAGCAACAUCUAAAACAUGGAGGACAUAAUGUAUAGCGGAGAUGUCAUAACGCGAAAUCUUCUAAGAAAGUAGCGCGACAAAAUGCGGGGCGAGGGGACGAGAAACGUUACUAGCUCCGCCCUUAUACGACUUCUUUGGAACCAAAUCACCUAUCAAUCAAGAUCAAUCUUUGACUGAUUGGUCUUGAUUUAACAAGGAUGUCGAACGUCUCGUUAGGUGUAGUUACUGGUCGUUUUAAUCGUACCUACCGAACGUUACUUGACCAUAAGAAGGCGCCUGACCUACCAGCCUUAUGGCAUCUCCGCUCUUCUUUCCUUCUUCCGUGAUCACUUGUUAGGCCAAAACUAAGAAGUGUACAGUUAAACUGACAAUGUAUUUUAAUUAUUAACUUUUAUGGUUGAAACUGAAGGUCUGUAGCCGUCUUUACACAACAACACUAAGACAACAUCGGUUCAUAUAUUUUCUGAUAGUGUGCACUUUUUUCAAAAUUUUGUUUUUACAUACUAGAAAAAUAUGUCAAGUAAACCCUGUGACCUAUGAAAGUAUCUAAUUGAGAUUCUAUUCAUGUUAAUAUCACCCAGAUGCAAGUAAAAAAAACUUUAAAAAAUAAUUCGAAAAUCAUAAUAAUAUGACAAUACAGUUCAGCGGUUAGCGCCUUCUAAGUUAUAACUUCAUAUGGUCAUGAACCCAUUAUUUUUUUUGUGAAUCUCUAAUAUAAAAUAUACAGAAUCUUGAAAACACGCACACUGUUAUAAAAUAUUAACACUUAAAUAUAAUUUACUUACACUAUCGGAAAAUAUUGAAAUCGACUUACAACAAGCGAAUUAUAAAGUUGGUUAGACCUCUUAGAGCGAAAAUAUAAAAUUCCUGAGCUUUAGAGGUCAGAAAAAAACGAAGCCUUAUAGCGGUUUCUUAUUAGCAAGGAGAAUUCGCCCUUGACCUUCAAGGUCACCUACAAUGUCGCGAAUUGAGUAAUCAGUUUCAAUUUAUGAAAUAACUCGGA
Molecule: messenger RNA, 1994 nt
Organism: Helicoverpa zea (corn earworm)
Lineage: Eukaryota; Metazoa; Arthropoda; Insecta; Lepidoptera; Noctuidae
Product: thioredoxin-related transmembrane protein 1-like
Exons: 7
Coding region: 18-929 (303 amino acids)
Source: RefSeq, a predicted model, not a curated record